This is a messenger RNA of Penaeus vannamei (Pacific white shrimp), 5644 nucleotides long. RefSeq names its product mucin-22. Lineage: Eukaryota; Metazoa; Arthropoda; Malacostraca; Decapoda; Penaeidae. The record is from RefSeq and is a predicted model, not a curated record. Gene Ontology annotation, cellular component: extracellular matrix.
UCCCGAGAAAUUCCGUUUACAGCAGUCAGCCUUCACUCGGGACUGGAUCAUAACUCUAAGGCAGAAGAGGGAAACGGCCCGAUUCACAACAUGGAUGUUCAGAUAGAUUACAACAGUACACAGAGCUUGUCUCGUCCUCCAAUUGCUGAACUUGGAGAUGCCUCCAAAGAUACUUCUGAACUGUCAUCCUUCCAUGAUCCUGGGAAUCACCAAACAUCUGUUCAUGACUUUGCUUUCAACUCAGAUCUUCAACCUUCGCGAUACACACCAUUCUCUGACCCUGCAUAUGCUUUGGACCCCAAUGCAGGUGAACCUCCACUAACUGCGUUUAACAGUGCAAUCAAUACAGAUAAUGAGCCAUCUUCUGACGUGGCAUUUCCAUCUUAUGACGUCGGAUAUAAUUCUGCAUCCUCAAACGACUUCGACUACCCUUCUACUUUGUCACAUGGAUCGAAACAAUACUCAGCCUCAUAUAAUCUUGAUCAGCUUACCCCACUCAAAACAGAUUUUUCAACUGAUUCAUUUACCUCUAAUGGCUACCCCAACCCCGAUGAAGCCUUAAUGCCUCAGAACAGAGAAAAUCUACAGCAGGGCAAACCAUCAUCUAAUGACCCUACCCCAAUUCAUACAGUUAGCACAGAACUAAACCAAGGAACAACUCAUCUGACGUUACCUACCAAAUCAGGUGAUGCAACCUCUCAAGAUCCUACUUCAAAUACUGCGCCAAGAUUCUUCCGUGAGAUACCUCAUGACUCAGGUGUGGAACCUCACCAUUCUUUAUCAAGUGUGCAGGGACAGUCGGUUCUAAGUGACGAAGAGCAAUAUCAAGUGCCUGUUUUGGAAGGAGAGAAAUCCUCAGUUACUGGAUCAGAAUAUGGCCAACUCUCAGCCACUGGGUCUCAGUAUAAUCAGUUACCAACAACUGGGGAAAAGCAAGACCACUCCUUACCCACAGGAUUGCAGUAUGAUGAACCACCAAUAAAUGAAGCAACUUAUAAUCUUUCCCUAAACACGGGAUUAGACUAUGAGCAAUCCUCUGUCACAGGUUCACAGCAUAAUCAGUUGCCAGUAACUGGAGAAAACCACAGUCAGUUCUCUGCCACAGGGUCUCAAGACAAUGAGAUACCAAAACUAAUGGUAAAGAUUACUCAACCCCAAACUCCAGGGUCAGAAUAUGGUCUUUCCUCAGCCAUAGGGUCACAAUAUAGCCAAUCUUUAGGCAGAGACAAUUCAUUUGAGCAAGCACCAAUAACUGGGACCCAGUAUGACCAGUCUUCAGUCACAGGUUUAGAAAAUAUUCAGACACCAAGCACAUUGUCUCAAUUUGCCCAUUCCUCAACUGGGUCACAAGACUACCAGUCACCAAAAACUGUGUCAGAACAACAGUUUUCUCUAACAGGUUCACGUUAUGAUCCAUUAUCAACCAAUGUGCCCGACCCUGACCAAUCCUCAGUUGUAGAGUCACAGUAUGACCAGUCUCUGCUAACUGGGCCACAGUAUGAGCAGUUACUACCAACAGGACCUCAUGUACAGGUCUCUGCUACUGGGUCAAUACAUGAGUCACCAGUCAUCACUUCACAUCAUUUCCAAUCUUUAACAUCAGGCUCACGGAAUGACCAGACAAUACCGAUUCUCCAAGGACAGAAUGGCCAAUCAGUGAAUAACCAGUUUGCGAUCGCAGAUUCUGACUUUGGUGAACCUGCAAAUACAGGAUCUCAAAAUGACCAGUUUACCACGACCAUUAGUCACCACAGCCAACAUACAACUUCAGGGUCACAGUAUAACCAACCUACAAUCAAUGGGUCACAGAAUAACCAACCUGCAAUCACUGGGUCACAAUAUAACCAACCUGCAAUCACUGGGCCACAGUAUAACCAAGCUACAAUCGGUGGGUCACAGUAUAACCAACCUGCAAUCACUGGGUCACAGUAUAACCAACCUGCAAUCACUGGGUCACAGUAUAACCAACCUGCAAUCACUGGGCCACAGAAUAACCAACCUGCAAUCACUGGGUCACAGUAUAACCAACCUGCAAUCACUGGGUCACAGUAUAACCAACCUGCAAUCACUGGGUCACAGUAUAACCAACCCACAGCUGUCGAGGAAUCAAAGUACAAUCUUUCAGAUAAUGUUAAUACUGGAUAUUCUCAACAAGUGAACGGAUACAACCCGACUGGAAUCGACAGUGCACAAGCAGUCGAGUAUGACUAUCCAACUGGCACUGGUUCUCAUAUUGAUGAAUCCGGUGACUCACGAUAUGAAUAUGUUCAAGCAUCUGACGUGCAUUCUGAUUAUACCCAGCCGAGAAGCACAGACUUUGAUUAUCUGCAGCCAAGAGAAGAAGGACCCAGUGAUUUACAGCUAGUAGACCAGGGAACCAAUGAUGUCCAGGGAAUAAGCCUUGGAAACGACUAUGUCCACGAUACACACACAGGAACCGACUAUAUUGUAGGUUUAAGCGACGGGCUUGAUUACGUCCAAGAAGCAGGCCAGGGAUCAGAUUAUGUGGUAUCAGAUUAUAGUCAGACUGGACCUGGUUCUAUUGAUUAUGUUCAGUCAGCUGACCCAGAUAUUUCCCAGCCAUUAGAUCAGGGAUUUGACCACACAGAGCUAACAAACCUUGAUCUUGGUCAACUGGUAGAUCAAAAUGGCGGAAUAGUCGCUCAUACAAAUCAGAUAUCUGACCACAACCAAUCAGGUACUAUUGCACCCUUUAUUCAGCCAGUUAUUCUGUUGCCAGAGCUUAUUCAUCCAAGCGAAAUAGGGAGUGAAUAUGGUCAGCCAAGUAGUUUUGACUCAUCAGCUUUCCAAUUAGAUAAAACAGUAAGUGACAACCUUACUGAUAUGAAAAGCGAUGUCCAGUUAGACAGUCAAGCAGAAGGCAAAGAGUUAGGACUUGAUGACAUAGGGUCCGAUUAUCCUCACACAAAUCCAGGAGCAUCUCAAGUGACUCCCAAUUUGGGGACUGAAUACAGCCAGUUCAAUAAUGUUCGACUUGAAAAUGUUCAGACAUCUGACGAGGAAACUGAGUAUGAUCAGCCAUUGUCUACGAACUUGGAAUUAACACAGUCAAGAGUUUUAUCAGAACUAGGACAUGAACAAGAUUUGACAAACAAUUUAGGUUCUUCCCAAAGUGUAGAUCCUGAAUAUAACCUUCAGGAGACUCAUCUUAACCCUCAGAGUUAUGAGAACUCUCUACCGAUACUUGAUCUUCCUUCCACACCAAGUAAGGAUUCUUCAGAUCACACAAUAUCUGGCAGCGAAUUUAGCAACAAUCCAACCCAGGAUCAUGGUGCAAUAUCCAGUUUCACCAACUCGCCAGAUUUUUCACUAAGUUCUUCAUUCAACAGUCAGUAUGAAGAGACGAAUGACCAAUCACCAUCAAACCCUCAAUUUUCUGGACUUGAUGUAGCGGCUGAUCUUACAGGCGACCAACAUAUCCCGCUGCCUGACCAAGUGCCUAUAGCUCGCUCCAUCCCAGAGGCUAAUCUAGAUAACCAAGAGUAUCUGGUACAAGAUAAUUUCAGACCAACUGCAAAAUUCGAUACAAGUGGCCAAAACUUGCCGGAAAAUGAAAAUAAUGCUUAUGGUUUAGAAAAUACAUCAGGUGUCGAAGUGGUUCCGAGCACAACAGGUGACGGAGGAAGACAAAUAGUCCAUGGUCAAGGCUUUAUUUCUGCCCCAGAAUUUCCAUCAGGUGUUCUUGAUUCCGCUACGACAGAUGCCGGAUUAGGAAUUUAUGAACAUUCUGUUUCGGAAGAUAUAUCAAACAAUUUGCAAGAAGAAAACUUAAGUCAGACUCCAGUGCCUUCCACAUCUACACUUGGAUACACUGCAAUCCCUACUUUUGAACACUCACAAUCGCCUUUAAUAUACACACCAGGUCUUCCCGCGGAAUAUGUAGCAGAUAACACAGCAACACCUGGUUUUGAAUACAACCCAACACCUACUCCAGGAUACACACCAUCUGUCCGAGGAUACACACCAGCCCUUGCUUUUGGAUAUGCAUCACCUAUAACCCAAGGAUACACAACACCUGUUGCUUUAGGGAGUACUCCUACACCUGCCCCGAGACUCACAUCACUGUCUGAUUACAGCCAAAGCCCACAGCCCGGCUUGGGAUUCACUCCAAAGCCUGUCCAGGAAUACACACCUUCUCCUGACGCAGGACGAGGGCCAUCUCCCACAGUAGGAUACACACCCAAACCAAUAACAGGAUACACACCCAAACCGACAACGACACAUACAGCCAAACCAAUUACAGGAUACACCCCUCUUGAACAAGGACGAAUCUCAGCUUCUACGCAAGCAUACCCAUCAGUCACUACCCAGAGUCCUACCCAAGAACCUGCCUUCACUCACACAACACCCUCUGUCUUGGAUCGCACCCCACUCAUCCAGAAUACAAAUCCGCCAUCUCCCAUAGUCGGCCACACCCCGUCACCGUAUUCCGACGUCACCCCAACACCCGCUCCGAUCCUGGACAAUACCUUAGCACCUCUCCAGGAAUAUACCACAAGGACUCCCCAAAGGUUUGCCACCGCACCCGCCUACUCCCGUGCUCCAGAUCCCAUCCUAGGACAGAGCCUACCUGGUUUCGGACAAGCUCGGGCGCGCGAACAAGUCCCUGGAACCGCUUCUCCGGCUUCGCAGCGACGGAGGAAGAGGCCCUCGAAGGGAAGAAAGGACCCACAGGCCCGCCCUCGAGACCCAGCUGAAGCCCUACGUGUUCGCUUACUCGAUCACCGACCCGCGAAACGGCGCUGACUACGGCCAGACGGAGGAGAGCGACGGGAAUGUUGUGUCCGGACAGUACCACGUUCUGUGCCGAUGGGAGGCGACAGAUGGUGCAGUACAGAGCCGACCCCGUCAACGGUUUCGUCUCUGAGGUCGAGUAUUUGGACAACCAUCUGCCAGGCUCAGGUGGUUUCCCCUUCCCGUCUCCUCGUUCUCGGGUUCCUUCACCAUCUGCGAGUCCUAGUCAUCCCGCAGGUGGCGCGCAGUACCGCCUACCCACAGCUGGUGAUCAGUACCAGUCUCCCUCCAUUCAGAGCAUUACGAGAAGUCUCCCUCCAGUUGAACUCCUGAGCCAGCUGUCGACGAGAGAGGCAGCUGGAAACCCCAGCAGAACAACAAUUGAAGUGCCAUCUGUAGAAAGUAGUGAGCAGAAGGUAUCUGCAGGUGGUGAUCCAUCGCAACGUCAGGAGCCCGUUGCUGGAGGCCCCGUAGUGAGACAGCCGCCAUCUUGGAUUGACCGGUCCUCCACGGGUCCAACUUGGCGGGCUUAUUUCGAAAAUUAAGUGAAGUAGUUUAAAUAUAAAUAAGACAAAGGCAUAAUUUGCUAUGGUAAAGGUAGAUAAUCGAUAAAAAAAGAUAGCUUUUGCCCUUACGAUGUUUGUUUACGCUUCCAAAACUAAGGAAUUUGGGCGGGAAAAGAUAUCUCAAAAACAAAAUUGCAUCGCGUUGUGUCCGAGCGAGAGAAAUACAUUUAAAAAACGCGGAAGUCUUAAAAAUCACAAAGUAUAAAAUAGGUUAUGCGGAAGUCUUGAAUUACAAAACAUGAAAAGUCGAUUUAAAGACUGAAGUUUGACCACGUCAUGCUUAGUCACGGUCAGGUUUUCCGUUGAAGCCGAAAACGCCAUGU